UACUGCGCUACCGAGGCUUGUGGAAUACUUUGCCACUAAAGUUGUAUUUAUUUGAGAAAUACUUAACAGCACGUGGAAUAAAUUCUACAAAAUAAACUUUAAAAGCUGCGCAAUGGAUAGUGUGAGUGACUGAUUUUGUACUGUGAAGUGAAAAUGAAAGUCUGUCUAUCGUAAAAACUACUCAUUUGUUCUUAAAAUGCUUAGCCCAGAAGUAUGGGACUUUAAGCCUCCUCAACAUCAUUUUUCUACUCUUUUAGAAAAGAGAGAUUUCAAAAGAACAGAUGUACUGGACAUAGUUGGGACACACUUCUUCAAUCAUUCUGUAUCUUUGGUGCUUCCUGACACCGUCAGAAUUCCGGAUGAAUUGCAAACUUGCGUUUUAGAAGAUAGUGAUUAUUAUCGCAUCAAUGCAGUGAACGUAUCUGACUUAAUAAACAAAGAAUUCAUUGAGGCAUUUGUUAAAAAAGGAGAACUGAGCCUAUUGACAAUUGGAAACAAAAUAGACUUGGAUAAUGCAAUUGCUAUUACUCCUACUGGUCAUUUAAUACUGACAUUAUUAACUGAAGACUUUCAAACACUUGGUUUAGAAGGAAAGGUCUCGUUUUUUGACCGUAAAGUACAUACACGUUAUGUCGUGACAAUUGAUUUAAAAUCUGAAAGCUUUACGCCUGGCAAGAAGAAUUAUGAGCGUGUUCGAACAUCGUUAAAGGAACGUUUUAAGCAUAAAUUCGAUGUAAUAAUUUCUUGGAAUCCACCAGAUGAAAAUCUAUGCCCAUCAUCGGUAGCAGCAUGGUUUUAUGAGCAUCAAUACAACGUCCUGCUUUGUCGUCAAACUUUUAUGCAAAAAACUGAGUAUUCUCUGAGAAUACCAAUAAUUUCAGAAGACAGUGAUAACGAUAAAUUUUUUGAGUGGCUUGGAGUUCUUAGUAUUUCCGGUGAAUUGAAAAAUACUAAAUCAGAUGACUAUGUAAAUACAUAUGUCUGUCCAUCACCUUCUGUAGAUGUUGGUCAAGUAAAAUAUUUACAAUGGACUGGGUUUUUUACAAGGCAGCAAGUAACAUGUUUAUAUAAGGCCAUAAAAGAAUAUGUAUUGAUGCGAAACACUAUGCCAUGGUGUGCUUUACAUGUACAGGGAUUUUCAGAUAGUCCAGUUAGCUGGGAUUUAAAGGAACACACGUUUUAUACUGACGGUGAUAAUAGUUACACCAUUGUAUUUAGACCAGCCGCUAAUUCUAUUAUACGAAAAAGUCUGAGUUCAAAUAAUAAACCAAAGAAUAUUCAAUGAUCAUACAUUUUUUUUCUUUCUUGUAAACUGUUCAACGAGACAAAUAAAAUUUUUAUAUGAGACGAAAUAAAUUAUAUUUUGCAAUUUACGUUAUCAUUUAUUAUGAUAUAGAGAAUAAUAAACGAUCGUGAGUAACAUUUGAUUUAAUAUAACAUCACUUUACAUCGAUAUUUUUUGCAAAGAAGUAAGCAAAAGUUAAGUGUGUUGGAAUGUGUAUUCAAUAAUUAAACUGAAACGAAGCACUCGCUAAAGGCUUUCUGGUAUUAUAGUAUAAAAUAGAUUGUAUAAAUUAACUUUGACUAUGGGGUUUUUAAAUUAUUUUUCUUUGACUAAGUAAAUGCUUAAUAAAUGCUGUGCCGCGAAAGCAUUUAUGUACUAUUACAUUAUUACGAAAAUUAUGCUAAAAUUAGUCGUGGUGUCACAUUAUUGCACAUACUAAACUUACAAAGUGGAAAAGAUCAUCACAUUAUUAAUUAUAUUAAUUGUUUUGUAAAAUUACGAGACUAGAAAUCAAUCUAAAUUGAGCGUUCGCAUGUAAAUUA
This is a messenger RNA of Nomia melanderi (Alkali bee), 1827 nucleotides long. Its product is annotated as ribonuclease P protein subunit p40. Gene Ontology annotation, molecular function: ribonuclease P activity; ribonuclease MRP activity. Lineage: Eukaryota; Metazoa; Arthropoda; Insecta; Hymenoptera; Halictidae. The record is from RefSeq and is a predicted model, not a curated record. Gene Ontology annotation, biological process: tRNA 5'-leader removal; endonucleolytic cleavage in ITS1 to separate SSU-rRNA from 5.8S rRNA and LSU-rRNA from tricistronic rRNA transcript (SSU-rRNA, 5.8S rRNA, LSU-rRNA). Gene Ontology annotation, cellular component: multimeric ribonuclease P complex; ribonuclease MRP complex.